This is a messenger RNA of Metarhizium album ARSEF 1941, 1098 nucleotides long. RefSeq names its product Adenosine deaminase. Gene Ontology annotation, molecular function: adenine deaminase activity. Gene Ontology annotation, cellular component: cytosol. The record is from RefSeq and is a predicted model, not a curated record. Gene Ontology annotation, biological process: hypoxanthine salvage; adenine catabolic process. The coding region runs from base 1 to 1098 and encodes 365 amino acids. The transcript has a single exon. NCBI's taxonomy places the organism in Eukaryota, Fungi, Ascomycota, Sordariomycetes, Hypocreales, Clavicipitaceae.
AUGGACACGCUACCAAUACUACCGAUAUCCCCUUUCAUCGCCUCCCUCCCCAAAGUCGAACUGCACAUUCACAUCGAAGGCACCCUCCAGCCUCUCCUCCGGUGGACCCUCGCCCAACGCAACAACGUCCCCCUCAAAUUCAAACAACAAACCUACCUGACCUACCAAGAGCUUCUCGAGUCCUACAAAGUUACAUACAACCACCGCCCAGAGCUGGGCGGCCGCAAAGAUGUGCCCACGUUCCUGGAAGCCUACCUUGCCGGCUGCGAGGUGCUCCUCCGAGAAGAAGACUUUUACGACCUCGCCAUGGACUACCUGAAGCGGUGCCAGGCGAUGCACGUGCGCUACGUCGAGCCAUUCUUUGACAUUCAGGCCCACACCAGGAGGGGAGUCGCCGCCGGGGCUGUUCUAAACGGCUACCUGAGGGCUCAGAGGGACGGCGCGGCACGGUACGGUGUCAAGUCGCAGUGGAUAUUCUGCUUUUUGCGUGACGAGCCCGUUGAGGAUGGCGAGGCUGCCUACGAGGCCGCCCUGCCGUGGGCUACAUGCAAAGGGGGACACGGGUUGUUCCACGCCGUUGGGCUGGCGAGCAAUGCCUACGAGAGACCGCCGAUUCUGUUCAAGAAGGCCUUUGCCCGUGCGAGAGCAGAUGGGCUGCAUCUCACCACGCAUUGCGAUUUCGGCCAGAAGGAUACCCAUGAGCACAUCCGGCAGGCUAUUUUCGACCUGGGUGUUGAAAGAAUUGACCACGGACUGGAUGCCCUUGAUCGUGACGAGCUCGUGGAGGGCCUCAAAACGAGGGGAGUUGGCCUGACACUUUGCCCCCAUGCCUACCACCGACGCACCGCCACCGGAGCCUUGUUUCCUAAAUUACGGCAGCUUCUGGACAAGGGCGUCAAGUACUGCAUCAACAGCGACGACCCUGCGUACAUGCACGAUGUAUGGAUCGACGGCAACCAGGAGAAGGCAUAUCACCAUGGUGGGUUGUCCAAGGCGGACAUGGUGCAGUUGGGGAGAAAUGCGGUAGAGAUGUCCUGGGCCGAUGAGAGUGUCAAGGGGAGCAUCUACGCAGAAUUGGAUGCUAUCGACACCGAGUAG